ACUACGCAGGGUUUAUGUAAAGCCUAAGUGGGCGGGCGCUAAAAUGAAAACAGAGCAAAUGAUUGGCUACAUGUCCAGAGUGCAGCGCUCUUGAUUGGUUACGAGCUCACUGUGGCGUCAAUGUUUUGAAUGGAAGUCCCGCCCAUCGCUGCGCUUCCUCAAAGUGGUCUCGUAACACCGGCUACAUUCAUGAAGCAGUGGACGCUUUGGCUAAAACGAAAGGUUUCUUCGGUUGCCAUGGCUGUGUAGUUUUGUGCUAUCCAUCAUGGCCAUUGGAACACAGCUCUACCUGCUGCUGUGGAAAAACUUCACAUACCGCAGGAGAAACAAGGUGCAAUUGAUUAUUGAACUCCUGUGGCCGCUCUUCCUCUUCCUCAUCCUCAUUGCUGUCCGGCAGUCUCACCCACCGUAUAAACAGAGCCAGUGUCAUUUUCCCAACAAGGCCCUUCCUUCAGCAGGCACGCUGGCAUGGUUUCAGGGCAUCAUCUGCAAUGUCAACAAUCCCUGUUUUCAUCACCCCACGGCAGGAGAGACACCCGGGCGAGUGAGCAACUUUGAAAACUCCAUACUAUCUCGGCUUUUCGUGGAUAUCAGAACUGUCCUGACAAUCAGUGGUAACCGGACAGUACUCUCCAACUUACAGGACCUGUCACAGACAAUCCAGAGACUCGGAGAAAGACCAGAAGCUUGGCCGAAUCUACCUGUAAGAGAGUAUCUCAGAGCCAAUGAAAGCUUCUCCUCCUUCCUGCGGACAAACACCAGCAUCCCUUCAGCAUCUGUUGAUCAAUUACUGCGGGCACGAUUGAACCUUCAAGUGGUUGCAUUAGCAGGUGGAGGCAUGCGUCUGUCAGACAUCGUCUGUAAUGCUUCUCUCUUGGGUCGGUACCUCACUGUUGACAAAAGAGAUUCUUUCCCUGACCUGCAAAGGGUGCUGUGUGCUGUGCCUUCAAAUAUUAUGCAGAAGGCCGAGCAGAUCUUCCUCUCACAGCUGGACGUCAGCAAGAUCCUCACGAGAGACAGACUGCAGGCAAAUGCGGCUGAUCUCCGUCUCAUCAGUCGGGUUGUUUCCUCUGUGUCUCGGGAACUAGCAUCAGUUAUGGAUGACAUCUCUUCUCUGUCCAGUUUCUCAGAGCUGAACUCAGAGAUGAGGCUACUGACACCUGAAAACCGCUCCGCACUGCCACGCGAGAGCUUUCGUGCCUUCUCCAGAAUCAUGUGUGGACACCCAGAGGCAGGGGGAGAGAGAAUCCCUUCAUUCAACUGGUAUGAAGAUCAGGACAUCAAAUCUUUCCUGGGCAGAAAUGCAUCAGAGGCGACAGACCUUGAAAACGACAACAGCACCACUCCGUUCUGUGAAAACCUGAUUGGAAGUCUGGAGUCGAACCCUCUCUCACGGAUUGUGUGGCGAAGCAUCAAACCACUGUUCGUUGGAAAGCUGCUCUACACACCAGACACUCCAGUCACCCGUUCGGUCAUGUCAGAGGUAAACAGAACUUUUCAGGACUUCCAGAUUCUGAAUGACAUGCAGGAGGCGUGGCAGGAAGUGGGUCCCAGAAUCAAAACCUUCAUGGAGAGCAGUUUAGAAAUUCGGCUCCUGCAGGAUCUUCUGAGAAGGCCUGAGGUGGCAGUAGUUGUGAAUCUACAACUUGAGAACACUUUGUGGACGGCCUCUCGCAUUUCCCGUUUCCUCUCAACGCCUGACCCAGAUACACCUCGCAGAGAUGGCGCUCCACCCACCUGGCUGGAUCUGUACCAGGAUUUAAACAACACCUUCCACACUCUCUCAGAACUCACUAAGUGCUUCUCUCUGAAUAAAAUGGAGGGUCUGGCCACGGAGGGUGAGAUGGUCGAACGAGCCCUGGAGCUGCUGGAAGAUCGUCAGUUUUGGGCCGGAAUCGUCUUCCUCCUUCCAGAGCCUUCAUCGUCCUCUCUGCCGUCUCAUGUCAAAUACAAGAUCCGCAUGGACAUAGAUGAUGUAACCCGCACGAACAAGAUCAAAGACAAAUUUUGGGAUCCAGGCCCGGCUGCUGAACCGUUCAGUGACCUCCGCUAUGUGUGGGGUGGUUUUAUUUAUGUACAGGAUUUAGUUGAGAGAGCUGUGACACGUUUGCUCACCGGUAAAGAGGCGAAAAUGGGCAUAUAUGUGCAGCAGAUGCCCUACCCCUGCUUUGUUGAUGACGUGUUUAUACGCGUCCUGAAUCGUUCUCUGCCUCUGUUUAUGACUCUGGCGUGGAUCUAUUCAGUGGCUAUGAUCAUAAAGGGCGUGGUCUUUGAGAAAGAGGCUCGUCUGAAGGAGACGAUGCGUAUCAUGGGUCUGAGCUCUGGGAUGUUGUGGCUCAGCUGGUUCAUCAGCAGUUACCUGCCCUUCCUGUUCAGUGCUGGACUGCUUAUCGCCGCCCUUAAGUGGGGCGAUAUCUUACCCUACAGUGACCCUGCUGUUGUGUUCUUCUUCCUGGCUGCAUUUGCUACAGCCACCAUCAUGCUUUGCUUCCUCAUCAGCACGUUCUUCUCGCGAGCUAACCUGGCUGCAGCAUGUGGAGGACUCAUUUACUUCACUCUGUACCUGCCGUAUGUGCUGUGUGUGGCCUGGAGGGAACAUCUGACCAGCACACACAGGAUCUUAGCGAGCUUCCUGUCUCCAGUAGCCUUUGGUUUUGGCUGUGAGUAUUUCUCGCAGUAUGAAGAACAAGGUGUGGGGAUCCAGUGGUUCAACUUGAGAUCCAGCCCUUUGGAGGGAGACAGCUACAACUUCACCGUCUCCAUUGUGAUGCUGUACGCAGAUGCCGUCAUCUAUGCACUGGCCACUUGGUACAUUGAAGCUGUUUUUCCAGGGCAGUAUGGGGUCCCCAGACCGUGGUAUUUUAUCUUCCAGCUGAAUUACUGGGGUGGGGUACCUUUAGAAGUGGGGUUACCUGUUCCUCCUGCUCCGAGAGAUGAACCCGAUGAUCGGAUUGAAGCUGAGCCGACAAACCUAAUUCUGGGAGUUUCCAUAAGAAACUUAGUGAAGAUUUAUAAAAAAGGGGCCAAGCUUGCUGUCAAUCACCUGAACAUAAAGUUCUAUGAGGGACAAAUAACAUCCUUUCUGGGUCAUAAUGGAGCUGGCAAGACGACCACUAUGUCCAUUCUAACAGGACUGUUUCCUCCCACUGCUGGUACGAUAUACGUGAAGGGAAUGGACAUUCGCACAGAUAUGGACAUGAUCCGCAGGACUCUGGGAGUUUGUCCCCAGCACAACGUCCUUUUUGACAUUCUGACGGUGGAGGAGCAUGUGUGGUUCUAUGGUCGAAUGAAGGGCAUGAGUCUGAAGGAAGUGAAGAAGGAGAUGGAUUCACUUCUGGAGGAUGUGGGCUUACAGCACAAACGACACGAGCAGACCAAAAACCUUUCAGGUGGCAUGCAAAGGAAACUGUCAGUUGCGAUCGCUUUCAUAGGCGGGUCAAAGGUUGUGGUCUUGGAUGAGCCCACAGCUGGUGUGGACCCUUACUCCCGCCGUGGGAUCUGGGACCUUCUGCUCAAGUACCGUCAAGGCCGCACCAUCAUUCUGUCCACACAUUACAUGGAUGAGGCUGACCUCCUCGGUGACCGCAUUGCAAUCAUUUCCCAGGGGAAGCUGUGCUGCUGUGGAACGCCGCUCUUCCUCAAGGCUCAUCUUGGUACUGGAUACUACCUUACGCUGGUCAAGAGAGAGAUGCAUAGUAUGCCCAGCAGCGCCAGCACUGGCAAACUCCCUUUAACUGCAGCUACCAAGGACAGCGAUUCCUCAGUAAGUGAUGACACAGGACUGGGCAGUGAAGAGAAUGGAUUUGAUGUUGCCGCCCUUAUGGCUCUUGCACAGCAGUACAUCCCUGAAACUCAGCUGGUGGAGGACAUUGGCAGAGAGGCGGUCAUCAACUUGCCCCAUGCAGCCUCAGAGGACGGCAGUCUCGCCCUCUUUUUGAAGGAACUGAACAAGCGGCAGGGCGAGUUUGGUGUGGUCAGUUAUGGACUGUCAGACACCACGUUAGAAGAGAUCUUUUUGCGUGUGGCUGAGGAGACGGGUGUAGAUGCAGACCCUGAGGAGCCAGCAGCGUCUCCAGUCCACCAGGGGGCGCCGUCUGUGGAUAGAGACACAGGACGAAAACAGCCAAUCAGGAGAGAGGCCCGGGAGACAGAACCGCUGAGUGGGGACGGUCAGGGGGGCAAUGCUCCUCUAACAGGCUGCUUCCUCACAUGUCAGCAGCUUCGAGCGCUUUUCACCAAAAGACUGAAGUAUGCCCUUCGCAGUCGCAGAGGCAUUCUUGCUCAGAUUGUUCUUCCUGCGGUGUUUGUCCUUAUCGCUCUGCUCUUCAGUCUCAUUGUCCCACCCUUUGGGAAAUAUCCACCCCUGGAGCUCCAGCCAUGGAUGUACGGAGAGCAGUUCACCUUCUUCAGCAAUGAUGCCCCACAGAAUCCAGCCAUACAGAACCUCCUGGACGCCCUGCUGAACCCACCUGGGUUUGGGACCAGAUGUAUGGAGCCGAGCGGAGACACUGAGUGUUCAGAGGAAGGUGAAAUAAAGUUUGUCCGGCCCCAGAUUCCCUUCAGCAUGUGGCAACUCUUUCAAAAAGGCAACUGGACUGUAGAGAAGCCGUCCCCUGACUGCGAGUGCAGCACCGAGGAUAUCCGCAGGAUGCUGCCGGACUGUCCGGAGGGGGCAGGGGGAAUCCCCCCUCCUCAGAUGAAAUCAAUGACAGGUGAUUUCCUGCAAAAUCUGACUGGUCGCAACAUUUCUGACUACCUCAUCAAAACAUAUCCCCAGAUUCUGAAGAAAAGUUUGAAGACGAAAAAAUGGGUAAAUGAAUUUAGAUAUGGAGGUUUCUCUCUCGGAGCAAAAAGCUCUCAAGCUGUGGAUGAGCCACAUUACCUGGAGGAGUCUGUUUUGGCUAUCAGGAGACGCUACAACAUUAUAGAGAAUGGCUCUUUAGAUCAGCUCCUUCACAGACUACCAGAUGUCCUUGCGGGACUCACCAGCCAAAAUAACGUGAAGGUCUGGUUUAAUAAUAAAGGAUGGCAUGCCAUGGCAUCAUUCGUGAAUAUCAUGAACAAUGGUCUCCUUCGUGCCAACCUGCCACCUGACAUGGAAAGACGUAAAUAUGGAAUGACAGCCUACAAUCACCCGCUCAACCUCACCAAGGAGCAGCUGACAGAGAUGGCCCUGAUGACCACCUCAGUGGACGUUCUGGUGUCCAUUUGUGUUAUUUUCGCCAUGUCAUUUGUUCCUGCCAGCUUCGUCCUGUUCCUUAUUGAGGAACGGGUGAGUAAAUCAAAACACCUCCAGUUUGUCAGCGGAGUGAAGCCCAUCCUGUACUGGACCACCAACUACGUAUGGGACAUGCUGAACUAUACUGUACCAGCCACUAUGGUGGUCUUCAUCUUCAUCAGCUUCCAGCAGGAGUCAUAUGUAUCUGAGAAGAAUCUGCCUGCACUGGUGCUCUUACUCUUGCUGUAUGGCUGGUCUAUCACUCCACUCAUGUACCCAGCCUCCUUCAUCUUCUCCGUCCCUAGCACUGCCUACGUGGUCCUCACCUCCAUCAACCUCUUUAUCGGCAUCAAUGGAAGCGUUGCCACCUUUGUCCUGGAGCUCUUUAUUGACGAGCAUUUGAACGAGGUUAACAGGAUCCUGAAGAAGGUCUUUCUGAUCUUCCCUCACUUCUGUCUGGGCCGAGGUCUCAUUGACAUGGCCAAGAACCAAGCCAUGGCAGAUGCGUUUCAGCGACUGGGAACCAAACAGAAUCUGGAUCCUUUAUCCUGGGAUUUUGUCGGGAAGAACCUGUUUGCAAUGGCGAUGGAAGGAAUUGUGUUUUUCAUCUUCACUGUUCUCCUGCAGUAUAAAUUCUUUGUUAAUUUGAGCCGAUGGUCUGGCUUUGUGCUGCCCCCCCUGGGCACGGAGGAUGAGGAUGUGGCGAGAGAGCGAGAUCGUGUCAAGAGUGGUAGAGCUGUGGGAGACGUUCUCAUCCUCAAAGACCUUAGCAAGGUAUACCAGGCAGGCAGGAAGCCAGCAGUGAACCGGCUUUGCUUGGGCAUUCCUCGGGGAGAGUGUUUUGGGCUUCUUGGUGUUAACGGGGCUGGGAAAACCUCAACCUUUCGCAUGCUAACAGGAGACACCCACAUCACUUACGGAGAAGCAUUUCUUAGCAACCACAGCGUUCUUACAGAAAUGCAGAAGGUUCAUCAGCUGAUGGGCUACUGUCCCCAGUUUGAUGCCAUCAGUGACCUGCUGACGGGACGAGAGCACCUAGAGUUCUACGCACGCCUCAGAGGAGUGCCUGAGGCUCAUGUUGCAAAGGUGGCACAGUUGGGAGUGCAGAAGCUUGGUCUGAGUCAGUAUGCUGAGCGAGAGGCUGGGGGCUACAGCGGAGGAAACAAGCGCAAACUGUCCACCGCCAUUUCCCUCAUUGGAGCUGCGCCUGUCAUCUUCCUGGAUGAGCCAACAACUGGGAUGGACCCAAAGGCCAAGCGCUUCCUCUGGAACUGCAUCCUAAAUGUGAUCAAAGAGGGACGAUCCGUCGUUCUCACCUCCCACAGUAUGGAAGAGUGUGAGGCUCUGUGCACCCGAAUGGCCAUCAUGGUGAACGGCAGGUUCCAGUGUCUGGGUUCAGUUCAGCACCUGAAGAACAGGUUCGGAGACGGUUACACAAUAAUCCUCCGUUUGUCCAGCCCAUCUACAGAACCAUGUCCGGUGGACGCCUUCAUCCAGAGCUCCUUCCCGGGCAUCCAGCUGAAGGAGAGACACCAGAAUGUUCUCCAGUACCAGCUGCCAUCACAAGCCUGUUCACUCGCUUGUGUCUUUGAGCUUCUGUCGAAUAAUUAUGAGGAGCUGGGGAUAGUUGACUACUCGGUGUCACAGACUACGCUGGAUCAAGUGUUUGUUAACUUUGCUAAAGAGCAGACAGAUGAUGAAGAGCUCAGGGAAGUCAUGAUAAAUGGUGGAGGAUCCGUGGCGAAUCAAGCCAACAGACCUCAACGGCCCACAGACCUCAAACUCAAGAUUUCCAGCAGAUCUUCCACACCACACUCUUUAACAACGCCCUCUACAGAUCAAGCAACUCGCUCAGUACAAACCCCUGAGUCUGCAUUCACUGGUUCAAAGACCAAAAGGAGCAAAUCAAACAGUCCAUCGGUCUCAGGACAGCAGCAGCAGAUCCGGAUGGAACCUGUUGGUGAGGCAGCUAAUGGAUCAAACCCCCUCGAGGACCAGACUCCUGGGAAAAAAGACCCAUCCACGUUGUUUAUUGUCGGAAGCAAAACACAGGAAAGCAAAGUGUAA
Molecule: messenger RNA, 7285 nt
Organism: Carassius auratus (goldfish)
Lineage: Eukaryota; Metazoa; Chordata; Actinopteri; Cypriniformes; Cyprinidae
Gene: abca7
Product: ATP-binding cassette, sub-family A (ABC1), member 7
Exons: 49
Coding region: 266-7285 (2339 amino acids)
Biological process (GO): transmembrane transport; lipid transport
Cellular component (GO): intracellular membrane-bounded organelle; membrane
Molecular function (GO): lipid carrier activity; ATP binding; ABC-type transporter activity
Source: RefSeq, a predicted model, not a curated record